Molecule: messenger RNA, 720 nt
Organism: Trichosurus vulpecula (common brushtail)
Lineage: Eukaryota; Metazoa; Chordata; Mammalia; Diprotodontia; Phalangeridae
Gene: CCDC169
Product: coiled-coil domain containing 169
Exons: 9
Coding region: 1-720 (239 amino acids)
Source: RefSeq, a predicted model, not a curated record
AUGGAGCCCGGCGCUCGCCAUAGUGACGGCGCAGCUUCAGCCGGGAGGCUUCCCCAUACUUCGCCCCGCGCUCGCCUUUCUAAAUCGGCCCCUCGACCAAAAAGGGAUAUAGUGCAACUCACAACGCUUGAAAUCAGGAACAAGAUAGUAGAAUUGGAAGAAGGAUUAAAAAAUGUUGAUGAUGAAGGUAAUGAAUGGAAAACUCGUUAUGAAGCACAAAUUGAACUUAAUAAUCAGUUAGAAAAACAAAUAUUAAGUCUUCGAGAGAAAAUGGCAAAAGUUCAUGGGAAUCCUUCAGAUAGAUUAUCUUCUAUUCGUGUCUAUGAACGGAUGCCAUUGAAUUCUUUAAAUCAAUUACUUAAACAGCUAGAAAAAGAAAAACGAAGUCUUGAAUAUCAAGUAAAAGAGUAUGAGCUUAGACUGGAACAAGCAUCAAAGGCUUUCCAUAAGACCAACAGUGAGCGACGCGCCUAUUUAGCAGAAAUAUCUCAGUUAACAAUUUCACAAGCCUCUAAGAAACAACCUAUGGAUUCUUUGACCAACAUGAAAGAAAAUCUCCUUAAAAGAACCGGUGGUCUAACAAUAUGGUGCAAGCUCAAGGGGGUUGAGAAUUGUGAAAGGGGAAGAUGGAUUCCAGGAAACUGGAGGACAUCAGAUAUCAAGAAAGGACCAUUUAAAAAGACUGUAAGAACAAACCAUCUUCCAAAACUAAAUCCUUGA